Molecule: messenger RNA, 669 nt
Organism: Penicillium psychrosexuale
Lineage: Eukaryota; Fungi; Ascomycota; Eurotiomycetes; Eurotiales; Aspergillaceae
Exons: 3
Coding region: 1-669 (222 amino acids)
Molecular function (GO): O-methyltransferase activity
Source: RefSeq, a predicted model, not a curated record
AUGCCUGCAUUCUUCGCUGAAAACAACUAUCAAGAUGUCACCGACAAUACGAACACUCUGUUCCAGAAAGCCCAUAACACGAAACUCACCUCGUUCGAGUGGCUUAUCCAGCAGCCAAAGCAGUUCGAGUACCUGCAAAAGAUCAUAACUGCACUUCAAGGAUCAGAAUGGACCGAUGGGUUCAAACUUCUUGACGAUGAAGCCCGCAAGAUUCUAUCCAAGGUUUCGCCCACUGACCCACAGCCUUCGGAGAAACCCUUCUUCGUCGACGACUUGCCAGCGGCAGUGCAGAAUCUCGCCCCCAUUGACGGCGUCAAGGCCGAGGCUUAUGACUUUUUCCAACCGCAGCCCAUCAUUGGCGCCAAGUUCUACUACCUCCGCAGAAUCAUGCAUGAUUGGCCCGAUGACAAAGCCGCAAGCAUCCUGCGCAAUAUUCGCGCUGCCAUGGGCCCCGACUCGCGGGUGUUGAUCGAUGAAGCCGUGUUGCCGGAUACUGGCGCUAACUGGAAAUCGGCCAUGGCCGAUCUUGCCAUGAUGACCUUUGCUGGUAAAGAGCGGACCAAGCAUCAGUGGGAGUCACUUGCAGAAAGUGCGGGCUUGCGUGUGGAACAGAUUCAUACUUAUGUUGCUUCAACUCAUACCGCUCUUCUCGUUUUGGCCGCCCAGUGA